AAAUUGUUCUUUUUAAACUCUUUCCAACAUUAGACAAUAAUGUUUGUUGAAAUUCCAUUUUUAUUGAAAAAAAAAUUGCGCAUGCUGAAAAAGGGAAGUUGUGUUUUUUUUUUUUCACAGGUUAAUGUCUUACGCGUUAUCAAUGACUGCUCUGCCGGAGUCGAGGAUGAUGUUAGCCAAUAAAGUGCCAGAAAGUAAUGAAUUUCUAAAUUAUGUCUGAGCUAGAAAGAGAUGAUGCUGUGCUCGAUCAAGGAGCAACACCAAUGGAUUUAUCAGUACCUGCACAAGUCUCUGGACAGGCUAACCCAAAUCCAUGCAUGACUACAUCCCCAUCAGCCACUACCAAUCAGAUCACCAUAAGCUCUGCCCCCACUUCAUUGGCAGGCUAUCAGAUUCAACCUCAGCUUAAUUUAGCAACUUAUGGUAUCCAGAUUCAUAACGGUCCUGUGGCCAUGCCUGUGCAUAGUGGAUCUGCUCAGGGAUUGCCAAAUUCACAAGCACAAGUUGUACCUCAAAAUAUCCAGAUGACUAGGACAGGUAUUCCAUUGGUUAGUACAGGACUUGGCUCUGCGCCACUAACAUUUCAUCCCAGAGUAACACCACAUUCAGCUUUUCCAACAGCUCUACCCAUCACAGCGGCGAUGCAGUUAACACUGCAGCGUUUGCCCUCUUCUAAAGGUCAGCCCAUUACAGUUCAACAAAUCCCAUCUGGAACCAUUGUACCAUUUGUAAGUCAACAGUUGGUUACUGCAACAAAGGUUGCAAGACCAGGAAAAUCAACUGUCAGACAUAACAUAAACACCUCAAAGAAUACUGUCCUCCAUAAUUCAUCUCAGAAAAUACUAGCAUCAACUGUCAACGUCCCCUUAAGGCAAAGAAUGACAAGUCCUAAUGGACAAGUUCAAAGAACACCUUUAGGCUCUCAACCAGUUGCUCAACUCACUCCAGCAACCCAAGCUAGUUUUCUAUUACCCAGCGCAACCUUGGUUCCACAACCAGUUUCACAGAGCACCAUUAGCAAUGGCAUUUUGCAAUCCAAUAAAAAUUCUGUGUUAAAUUUGCGCUCUUCAUCACCAAUUGGGACUGCCACUAUUGUUGGAUCUCCUUCGCAGCUGAGCACAGCAACAUAUUUGGGAGGGCAACAUAUCUCCAUUCAACCAAGACCUUCCUUAGCGACAUUUAUUACUGGUGCUCCUACAGCUUUAACCUUGACUGUCACAUCCAUUGCUCCAAGUCCAACUACCCUUCUAACCACAUCCUCUUCGAAUUCUUCCCAAAACCCACCAAUAAAUUUCAAUCAGCAAGGUCAACAGUUUAUACGACCUGUCUCAGGAAUGUCACAAACUCAAGCUCUUCGUGCAGGUAUACCUGUUGUUCUCCCUCAUGGAUCUCUUCCAGGACGUCAGAACCUUUCCAAAAAUAAUCUCCCUCGUAUUGCUCAGAAACCAUUACCACAUGUCAGUACUCUAAAUUCACAACCUGAAGGUUUAGGUGUAUCAGUUAAAGGAAAUUUGCCUCUUACAAAUGUUUCACUGAAAGAUGUAGCUGGUCUGACAGUUUUGGGUCAGUCUACAACAGGUAAUACUGAUGUAACUUUCACAACUACUUCUGAUAGUACAACUACCAGUGCCAUUGUAUCUACAGAAUCUGUGUUGGCAUCUGUUAUACCUGAAAAUAGUGUAGAAGAAAACAAUGGGACUCCUAUAGUUAUGGUCUCUGCUCCUGUUCCUUCAAUAAAUGAUCUGGACAACUUAGAGACCCUUAACCAGUUCAAAUCCUCGUAUACUGUUGAAAUUGAAACACCCACUGCUGCCAAAGAAAAUGUCCCAGUACAAAACAAUAUAAAUCAAUUGUUGCCUCCUGCUGAAGAAUUUAGGGUUGUUGUUGAUCAAAGCUCUGGACCUUAUGAAACUAGUUCACAACUACAAGGACAGGAUUUUCUAUCAUCUGUAAACAACAACAAGGAACUAUUAUCCACUGCUAAUUUGAAUGGAGAAGAAUCCAAGAAAUCAGAAGAGGAUAUAUCAGAAAAAUCUUCUUUAGAUAUAAAAGAAGAUUGUGUUAAGAUUGAGACAAUCGAUGCUGACAACCAAGGUGCAAUACUUACUGAAGGUUUCAUUGACUCCAAUCUUUUAGAAUGGACAGAUGGUAUAGGCACUCUACCAGGAACAGAUAUGAAAUUUAAAAUCAAUGAGUUUGGAGAUCUAGAACUAGUGGAUGAUGGAACAUCAGUAAAGUUUGAUUCAGAUUCUCAGAGUCCAGCAGUAGAAGUACAUAAAAAAGACAACAUUUCUGAAGGGGUUGAUAUCAAAGUCUCCUCAGUCACAGAUCCUGCAGAACUUUCUGAGCAUGAAGGAGAUCCCAUUUGUUGUUGUGUUUAUUGUGGUCGCUAUGGAUACAAGAGUAAUUUCAGAACAUCAGGAAGGUUUUGUUCCCAGUCUUGUGCUGGAAAGAAAAAUCUUCACAGAAAGCAAAUGUUAAUGUCAAAGAUGAUGAUGGGAAUGAAAAACAAGAAAAAAAAGUUGAUUCUAUCUGGAGAAAUGAAAACUGUCAGCAAGGAUUCUGCUAAUGAAGUUUCUGUUCCAAACAAUUCUGAGAAAAAACUUCAGAGUUUUGACUGGGAUCAAUAUUUAGCAGAAACUGGAGCUGUAGGAGCUCCUAAAAGAUUAUUCAAAGAUCCAUUUCCAAGUAAUCGCAAUGGUUUCCGUUUAGGUAUGAGAUUAGAAGGAGUUGAUCCUAAGCAUCAGUCUUUGUACUGUGUGCUAAGUGUUGCUGAAGUUCAAGGCUACAGGCUUCGACUUCACUUUGAUGGUUUUUCUGAAUGCUAUGAUUUCUGGGUCAAUGCAGACUCACCCUUUAUUUUUCCAGUUGGAUGGGCAGAAAAAAAUGGAAAAACUUUGGAACCACCCAAAAAUGUAGCUAUAGAAGAAUUUAACUGGACUAAUUAUUUGAAGCAAAUCAGGGCUGUUGCUGCCCCCAAGAGUUUAUUUGUAAAUCAGCCUUUGUCAGUGACACCCUCAGCUUUUCGUGCGGGUAUGAAACUGGAAGCUGUUGACAAGAAAAACUCGAGUUUAAUUUGUGUUGCAACUGUGACAGACACCAUUGGAGAUAGAAUUCUCAUCCACUUUGAUGGUUGGGAAGACCUUUAUGAUUACUGGUGUGAUAUAACCUCCCCUUCCAUCCAUCCAGUGGGCUGGUGCAAGUCUAAUGGUCAUUCACUUUCUGCACCACCAGAAUAUGGAGACAAACUGGACUUUGAUUGGGAAACUUAUCUAGCUGAAACUAAAUCAACUGCAGUUCCUGCUCGAGCAUUUAAAACAAGAAGUCCAGUGGGUUUUGAGAAAGGCAUGAAAGUAGAAGUGGUAGAUAAGAGAAAUCCUAUUUUGGUGAGAGCUGCUACUGUUGCUGAUGUUCAAGAGCAUCGAGUGUUGAUUCACUUUGAUGGUUGGGACAACAUUUAUGAUUAUUGGAUAGAUGAUGACAGCACUGAUCUUCACCCCAUUUACUGGUGUGCUAAAACAUUCCAUCCACUGCAGAGUCCGAUUGAUCCAAAAAGUCUCAAAAAUAAUAUUGAAGCAGGGGGUUGUCCAACAGCUGGUUGCAAAGGAGUAGGUCAUAUAAAGGGAGCAAAAUACACAGGUCAUCAUAGCGCCUUUGGGUGUCCUUAUUCUGAAGUGAAUAUGAGUAAAGACACAGCACUCACUGAUCGACUUGGUUCUUCUAGAUCUGAAGAGGGUAGUAAUUUACUAAUGAGGCAGGACUCAGCUACUGAUAUUAGGAAGUGUCCAACUCCAGGGUGUGAUGGCCUUGGUCAUGUGACUGGCAAGUUUACAUCCCAUCACUGUUUGUCUGGCUGUCCACUUGCUGAGAGAAAUCUGAUCAAAAUCAAACAAGAGCCUGGUGUUGAACCUCGGCCAGUUGGUCGACCUGGUAGGGGCAGAAAAAGAAAAAUAUUUACCACAACUCCCCCAUUGCCAGUGGAGAAAAAAAUGAUUAAAACUGAGCCUUUAGAUGUUUGUGAGGAAGGAAGUUCAUUGCAAGCAAGCAUACACGAGUCAGUGUUCCAAUCAUCAGCCAUGAGCCUACCUUCUAAUGACCAACCACUGUGCUGGGAGCAUCACGCUAAGCUACUUCCUGGUCUUUUGGAAGUGAACCAGAGCCAAGUUAGCAGCUGGUCAGUUGACCAGGUAGCAGACUUUGUGUACAAACUGACAGGCAAAGAAGAUCAGGCACAGAAGUUUAAAGAGGAGCAAGUGGAUGGAGACUCGUUUCUACUGCUUCAACAAAAUGAUCUGUUAAACUUCUUGAACAUCAAGCUGGGCCCUGCUAUCAAAAUUUUCAACAGUAUUUUGGUUUUGAAAGCUGCUAGUGAAUCCUUGACUUAGGACAAGAGUUUAAAUGUCAAACCUUUUUGUUUUAUCCUACAGUUUCAUUUCGUUCAGUUUCAUUUCAUCGAAAUGAGUUGAGAAAAAAUUCUUUAUUGUGAUGGGCUUUCAUGGCCUGGCAGCCACUUUUGUGACCGUUGUGUAUUUCUUGAAAUGUGUGCCAUAUUUUUAGUUCUUACUGUGGUUGUAAAUAGAGCUGCUGAUUUGAAAUAUUUGUGAAGGAGCCGCCCCCCCCCCCCCUUCCCCCUCAUUUUUUUUUUUUUUGUAGUUUAUCAAAUUAGCGUGGCUUUAACUAAUGUUUUAGUCAGCUGUUGUAGAAUUGAAAUGUAACUUUGUUGCAUAUUGAAUGUUUAAUUGAAUAUACUAUGAGUCUUUAUACUUAAACGUUUUGUUGUAUUCAUUAGCAUUUAACACUAAUGUAAGUAUUAGAAAUAUGAAUUUUUCAAAACGUAUGUUUAAUAUCUUUACAGUUAAUAAUGUUUUAAGUUUAAAUUUACAGGUUCAUUUUUUUUAGCUGCACACAUUUCAGAUAACCAUGACAAUGUUAUUAACAAAAUACAAUUUUCUGUUUUAAAUUUCUUAGUUAUAAUUAUUUGUGGUAUUUAUUAUUUAGUUGAAACACUUGCACACCAUGCUCUUUGAAAGAGAUUGAUAAAACCUUACGUCAGUGUGAUGAAACUUUUAGGAGCAAGCCAUGUUAUUCUAUUUUGGUUAGUUGAAUUCAAAAGUUGUUUUGUGAAGCUGUCUAGUGUAUAAACUUCAAAAUCAUGUGACAGUGAUGGACAAAUAUUAAAAAGUUGCAGCUGCCAACAUGAUAAGUCAAUUGAAAGUUUCACCUGUCUUAUAGGAAAACCACAGUUAAGUCAAGAAUAUUUUAUUUAAUAUUUGAAUACUUAAACAAUAGUAAUGCUAAACUUUUGAUAUAACCUUGGAAUGUUAAUAAAUACUUUGUAUUUUUUUUUAAUGAAUCUUAUUAUGCUAUGCUUCAUUACUAUAAGUACAAAAAUAAAUUUAUGCUAGACAAUGUAUAUAUAUAUACAUAUAUAUAUGUGUGUGUGUUAGUGUGUGUACAAACAACUAAGUACACAUUGUUUUACACAUAGUAACCUGACAUGAUCUAUUUAAAUAGAGACUGACAAAACUGCAAGAAACUCAUUGUCCUUUCAUCUAAAUAUUUUUUUUCUUUGAUUUCUUCACCAUCCUUUUAUGUCCUUCAAACUAUUGUUUCAUGCAAAUUUAAAACAAACAUUUUAUUUGUCUGAAAAUGUUUGAUUUGUCUGUUAUAUUGCAUGUUAUGAAAUGCUUUGUUAUUAACUUAUUAUCGAAAUUAUGAAUACGAACUUAAUGUGGCUGAUUGCACAAAUCAAGUGCAGUAUUAAUGUCUUUUUCACCCCAUGUGUUGCUUCUGUGCAUUAGCUUUCAACCAAUUCUGUAACAAGUUUUAUUUGAAAACAAAAUAAGAGCAGCAUGUCCCAGAAUGUUAUUUACCUAAUUGUAUUUUUGUUUACUGCUGUAGAUUUCAGGACAUUUGACAUCAGUUCAAAUGAAUUGUUUUCUUCUUCUCACUUCUUAUAUCAAGAAAACAUGGAAUGAACAUUUUUUCCAAUGUCAUUGCUUCAUUCGUUCUGCUUAAAAAUCAAAAUGUUUUUAAUUUUUAAAAUUGUUUAUUUUGUUUUGUUUCCUUUGAUCUCUUGUAUGUGUUUGUUGUUUUAAACUAUUAGCCAUCCUUUAGUUGAACAUUCCUCAACUCACAUCCCUCUCUGAUGUAGUGUUUACAUUUUGUAGCAACUAACCAGCCAGGUAGUGGAUUAGUUGUAAACUUUUGGGCUGCCCUUGUUUUAUUCAUACAUAUCACUCACAAUGAUGGUCAUUUUUUUAACAUUUUUUGUUCAUUUCCAGCAGUGAGGAUGCAUACCUCCUAAACUGGCAGACGUGGUUGCCAAAGAACUUUGAUAUCAAAAAAAGAAAUGUUGAUUUUUGGGUUCAUUUAAAACAUCCCCCCCCCCCUCUUUUACUUCUUCUUGAUGCAUUGUCACUGACCUAAAUACUCCCUGUUUUGAUUUGUUCUUAGCUAGCACGCACCAACUUAUCUCUACCACAUAGAAUUAUUUUGUUCCUUUAAUAGAUAACUUGGAGGAUUGUGUAUUAAAUUGUGCAUCUUGUUAAGCACUUGUUCUAAAGUAACUAGUAAUAGAACUGUGUUCAUCUUUACUUGACAAAGUUCACUUAGUACCCUCAACAUUAUUCCAUUGAUUCAAUGCUGCUGGUGGGAGACUUUGCUUUGUCUGAAAGUUGGCGUCUCUCUCCAAAAUAUCUGCACUGACUACAAGUAAUUUAGGCUAUUGAUGGGUGUUUAGAAUUAGGGUUAGUAGGAAUGGGUUAUGUCCUUCAACAAUGUAACUUUUUUUUAAUAAGUGUCAAAUAAUUUGCUUUAAAGUUCUAUCCUUAUUUGUGCCCAAAUACUAGGUCUAAUACUAGGCCAUUAGGAGAUGGUAAGUAAAUAAGUUGGCUGCUGAACUGUUGUAUUUAUAAUAUAAACAUUUCAUUUUGUUGCAUUUACUACAUUGGUGCUGAAAGACUUUUUGUAUGUCUGCUCAUGACAUUUUGUAUUGAGUUGUCUUCUCACUGAAACAUCUUGUACCAUUCAAAAUGGAACUAUUGCCGUCUGUGGAAAGUUCAGUGCUGAUACUAUUACAAAAUCUGUGAUUUCUUUGUAGGGUGCCUUUUUAUAUCCAUCGUUCCACUCACUUUUCUCCAUGGUUAUAUUUAAAGUUCAAACUCAGUAAAUGACUCAAAUUUAAAUGUACUAAUAGAAAUUACAGUUUGAUUUGUACAUUUUUUCUCUCCAUGUUUCUAGAUCAAUAUUUUAUACUCCAUUAUUAAACAUGUGUGAGGCUCAAAAUCCAAUAUUAUCCACUAUGUCAUUUUAUUUCUUUAUUACCACUGAGCAUAAUAUUUGUUUUUAAUCUGUGGAUAGAUAAGUCAUAAGUAGAUGCAUCAUGAAUAAUGUACAAUGACAGAAAAUCAUUGUUUUGUUUGUACAAAAUAUAUUUGGCACUCACAAAGUGUGUGUGUUCUAAUGUAAAACAUUUUUUUUCCCUGUUAUCUUAUAGCUUUGCAGUCAUCAUUUGCUCAUUAAAAAACAUUAUUCAGUGCUAAAUUGUUUGAGUCUUCUUGUUAAAUCAGGUCAGUUAGACAAUUAUACUUAAUAAGUGAACAAGAUAUUAGUAAUUGUACUUAUGGACCUAUAGAUAAAGAAGUAUAACAAUAAAGAGGAUAACAUUGAACACAUGAUUCAUCUUAACUUUUGAAAUACAGACGUUACUUCAAAAAAGAAAAAUGAUUACAUCCAACGCUGUCAAUCUAGUCAUGCUUGUUAAUAAAUGACUUAAAUUUGGCCAAGUUAUUGGUUUUCCUGGUUGACUCAGGCAAGCCAUUCCAUGCUCUAAUAGCACUAGGAAAGAAGGAGCAUUUGUACAAAUUUAUCCUAGCAUAUGGAACAAGGAAUGUGCCUUUC
Biomphalaria glabrata is the source of this 7902-nucleotide messenger RNA. RefSeq names its product lethal(3)malignant brain tumor-like protein 1. Lineage: Eukaryota; Metazoa; Mollusca; Gastropoda; Planorbidae. The record is from RefSeq and is a predicted model, not a curated record. Gene Ontology annotation, biological process: regulation of DNA-templated transcription. Gene Ontology annotation, molecular function: protein binding; zinc ion binding. Bases 213 to 4385 code for a protein of 1390 amino acids. Gene Ontology annotation, cellular component: nucleus. The transcript has 24 exons.